Messenger RNA from Phycodurus eques (leafy seadragon), 4192 nucleotides. RefSeq names its product homeobox A4a (gene hoxa4a). Gene Ontology annotation, biological process: anterior/posterior pattern specification; embryonic skeletal system morphogenesis; regulation of transcription by RNA polymerase II. The record is from RefSeq and is a predicted model, not a curated record. The transcript is spliced from 6 exons. Lineage: Eukaryota; Metazoa; Chordata; Actinopteri; Syngnathiformes; Syngnathidae. Bases 2610 to 3374 code for a protein of 254 amino acids. Gene Ontology annotation, molecular function: RNA polymerase II cis-regulatory region sequence-specific DNA binding; DNA-binding transcription factor activity, RNA polymerase II-specific. Gene Ontology annotation, cellular component: nucleus.
AAAUGGUGUUUGGUGUAAAUCUAGGCUGUAUUGCUGUCAUAUAUCACGCGACCUCGUAAAAACGACACUGAGGAUUCUGGACCAACAAAUCAGACAGGACGAAAAUAUUUCUUAUGAUGCGGAUGGUCUUCUUGGUAAAUAUAAGGCGGUGUACAGGUUGUCCGUUUUCAAACGCACCCGAGAUAUUUGCAGUAUAAGAGCCAGAAUCCACUCGAGUGGACGAUGGCCCUGCUCGAGAUCGGUCCCGUCCCGUCCGGAGGCCCGGCCCAAGUCCAGCCCAGGCUGGCCGUAGACGGCCAGGACUCGCAGCCAGCCAGCCAGCCCGUUUGUCCACAGCCGCCUCGUGCUCCCCGACAGCUGCUCCCAUCCGGCCCCGGCAGCCUGCCGCACCUCGCCGCCCGGAUAAACAACACCGGAUGCAAACGGCGGGUCCAAACGAGUGAGGGCGUUAGAUACCAGAGGCAAUCGCAGGAUGGAGCAUUUCACACUUUCCAGCUGUCAGAGGCAGACCGGUUGAAAUCUGAUUGCAGAACCGCAGGAUGCACGAAGCCGCGCGCAAGCGCCAGGAGGACUGAGCCGAGCCAGACUGUCGGUGGCUGCGCAGAACCGUCAGGAGGCUUGCAAGACUCACUGCAACAGAAGCGCAUAUGAGAAUCAAAACAGCUUCAGAAUAGACGCCAUAAAACAGAACAGAAUUGGCACAGAACUAUUAUGCAAAUGUAUUAAAUAACACAUCUUCAAGGGAAUUCUGUUGUGAGUUCCUUUUGGAGUGUUAUUUUUAAAAGAUUUUUUUUUUUUAAAUGCAAAUUCUGUGGCCACGAAUUAAAAACGAAGCAUAUUAUUUUGAAGCAACUACCCCAUACAUUACACGUAGACAAAUUCAAUAUGCUCAUUUAGAAACUCAACAAACGUGCACCAACAAAAUACUGAUUAGACUCGCCAAUCGAUAUCCCUUAAAAAGAAACACACACACACACACACACACACACACACACACACACACAGACGGUAUAUGUGCCUUAUUUUUAGACUCAAGGAGGACCAUUUUAAUUUCAUUUUUUACACCGAAAAUUGUCACACACAGGCAAAAUCCAGUGCAACCAUGUUGUUCGUCUCAAUUUACUGCAUCGGUGAUUUGUUUCUAUUAAGCUUACAUCUAACAACUCCCUGACAUUUAUGCAUUUUAUAUUAACGGCAAUUCAGUGUUAUAUCAGUGAGCCUCAAUGAAACUGCGUCAUAUGAGGUUAUUGUUAGUGUGACAGCAUAUCAUUCAAAAUGCACAAAUCAUAGUUCUAAUAUAAUAUUUUGUUGGACUUUAAUUACAUAGAGGAAAGGGAAAGGAAAAGCGUGCGGGGAUUUUGUAAUUGCAGCUAUAAUAAUAAGAUUGCUUUGGUUUUUGUUUGUACAUGUUUGUGGCUCCAAUGACGCGCAGAAGGUUUGAGACUUCGGCCAACAUUUCGCUCGGGGUGAAAAUGGGAACUGCGAAGAUGCGAGAGGAGGCGAGCCGCCGCACGAGGAGGAGAAUUUACUGUUGAACUCUGCAUUGCCCUCUUCCCUCACUAAGAUGGCGCCCGACGGUGACCUGCUCCCUCUGUCCCUCCUUUGUACACCCCCAUUCCAUCUCUUCCUCCCUCCCUUCUUCCUCCCAGCAGCGGGCCAUAAAUCCGUUGUUGUUUAUGAAAAUUUACAACAUGGCAAUGCGGCUUUACGAGCCAGCUCGGCCUCCCAUUGGCCGCGGCUCUUCACGUGGUCAGGAGCAGUGAACAUGAACUUUUUAUAUAUAAUUUCCAAUCGAGGAAUAGAGCAGCCUUUCAUUAAACAGGCUCCAGCUCCCACACGGAUGGUUUCACCGGCGCCCUCCUUAAGCCUCAACCUUGUUUUUCUCUCUCCCCCCAUUUUGGAGGAUUUGAUGCCACAGAAGCUUUCUUGCAGACGUGACUGGACGGUUUUGGCAAGAUGUGUGCAAGGAGACCCGGGGCGUCACUGGGUGCCCCCCUCCCACCCCGGGACCCCCCCCCACCCCCGGUUCCAUCGGGACACCUGCCAAGUCUUGCGUUCUGGGACUGUCCAGAAUAGCCAUUUGAGAAGCGUGACUUGACCAGAACAGAGCGCCACUUGGGCUCAGUCCGCUUGAGCGGACCGGGCCGGACCGGACGCUGCCUUGCAUGGCCGGGAUGAGGAGCGCCUCUCCGGAGGCCUUGUUGACGCGGACAGGCCGCCCCGCUGAGGAGUUGGAGCAUCUUGAAGGACGAAAUUGUCUCACCUGCAGCAUGGACGGCCGACAGCGUGGACAGCAACGAGACUGAAGCCUCGCCCACAAAAGUUUGACGCCGUGCAGGAAACAAGUACCUCGAUUGGUUUUGCUUUGAUAUAAUAUGAUUUAACAAGGAAAAGAGCUACGUAAGCCAGUCCGGAGAGGUUCUGCUGGUGCCAGUGCCAUGCUUUCCAUUGGUUCCUGUUUACAUGAUGCCCACAGGACGCGCGCUGAUUGGUGGGCGCGCUCACGUGACCACACAACUUUGUACAUUUGACAGCGAGUAGGAGGGUUUUGUGGAGAUCAGAAAAACGACAGCGCGAUAAAAAUUAGUAUUGUUGCACUUCACAAAUUAAUGACCAUGAGUUCCUACUUGAUAAACUCCAACUAUAUCGAGCCGUCCUUUCCUCCAUGCGACGAAUACCAGCAGGGCGGAUACAUCCCCAACCCGGGGGACUACUACGAGCGGCCAAAAGACACGGGCUUCCCCCAUCACGAAGAGCCAUCCUACCCCAGGUCCAACUACACGGAACCGGGCUACGAUUACACCAACGUCCCCGCCGCCGGACUGGACGAUUUCAGCGACGGGCACCACUCCGCGGCGCAGCCGCAAACGCUGCCUCAGAACCACGGACCGCGCCUCGCCUCGGCCCCGGACGGCGCGGGCGCGGGGGGCAUUAAGGACUGCAGCCUCGCCGGCGAGGUCUACCCCGGCGCGGUGAAAGGCAAAGAGCCGGUGGUCUACCCCUGGAUGAAAAAGGUCCACGUUAGCACCGUCAAUGCCAGUUACGCCGGAGGAGUGCCCAAGAGGUCCCGCACUGCCUACACCCGCCAGCAGGCUCUGGAGCUGGAGAAGGAGUUCCACUUCAACCGCUACCUGACGCGGCGCAGGCGGGUGGAGAUCGCGCACACCAUGUGCCUGUCCGAGCGUCAGGUGAAGAUCUGGUUUCAGAACCGCCGGAUGAAGUGGAAGAAGGAGCACAAGCUGCCCAACACCAAGAUCCGCUCCAAUUCGGCCACGUCGUCGUCGUCGUCGUCGUCUUCAUCUUCCGGGGCCCAACAACAGCAGAUUAAAACAGGCACGCAGCUUGUCCCCACGCCGUGCACCGUGGGUCUAUAGUGCACGGCCCAGCCCGAAUUAAAACAAGAAGAAAAAAAAACAACAACAACAACCCAAACGAGACUGAGAUGGCAAAGAACACAAAAGUGGGAAAAGACGGACCGAGUGAAUAUUUUGGUGUUAUUUGCCCUUUGUCCCCUUCCGCUCUGCGGUCGUCUUUCGCGUCUUCACAUAAGCUUGAAAUACUUUUUUUUCUUUUUCUUUUUUUUUUAAUCCCACCACGGCGACUGAAGAGUUCAUAGAUUUGCUUUUUUUAAUUUUUAUUUUUUUACGAAUGAAGGAUAACGCACGGUCACAUGGAUAAAAAAACAAAAACAAAACAAAGUGUUGCAUUUCAUUUAGAAAUGGCCAAAUGGGCGAGGUAAAAGCUUGAAUCCUUUCCUGUUGGAUUGUUUUAUUUUUUUGGGGGGAAUUAUUUUCCACGAAGAAUUCUAAUAUACUUGAAACUUAUGAUUUAUGAGCAGAUUAUUAUUUUUUUUUAGGUCCAUUGUAGUCACGGUGUGUGUUCGAGUGCUGAAUGUAUAUCCACGUGACAUGGCCACAGUGUAAUGUACAUAAACAAAUCAUGAAAGAAGGCACAAUGAGGAAUGCAUUUCUACAGCUGUAGACACUUUUUUUUUUUUUUUUUUUGUUGCUUGUCAGCUGCGUGUCGUGAGGUCUUCUAAAUAGUUUGAUUCGUGCGCGUCUGUUGUCGUGUUGUUCUAAACUGUGAAUAUACAUUUGUGUUUGUGCGGUCUCACUAGUGACCCCUGUGCUGUGUAGGCUAUAGUGUAGACUGAAUUUGUCCCUGUGAAAUAAAUGUGUACUUCACUUGUAAA